This is a messenger RNA of Dendronephthya gigantea, 2035 nucleotides long. Its product is annotated as tRNA pseudouridine synthase A-like. Gene Ontology annotation, molecular function: pseudouridine synthase activity; RNA binding. NCBI's taxonomy places the organism in Eukaryota, Metazoa, Cnidaria, Anthozoa, Malacalcyonacea, Nephtheidae. The transcript has 14 exons. Gene Ontology annotation, cellular component: nucleus. Bases 188 to 1651 code for a protein of 487 amino acids. The record is from RefSeq and is a predicted model, not a curated record. Gene Ontology annotation, biological process: tRNA pseudouridine synthesis; mRNA pseudouridine synthesis.
UGCCAACACACGUGCAAUGAGAAGAAAUGGAGGAAAGGUUUGAAUUUAAGUUUUAGUGCAAUUGAGUGUUGUACCGCUUAAAACCUUUAAAAUUAACAAUCGUGGAUAUAUAUAUUUGCCGUACUGAGGAGAUUUUCAAUAUUUUUACUCUGUUCUAAUAUUGCACUUUUAAAAAGUUGGAGAACAAAUGGAGUGUGGAGCACAAAUGGAGAACAAUAAUAGUGCAAGUGAAGAACAAGAGAAUGAGAACAGUUUGAAAAGAUCUAUUGAUGAGGUUGAGGAUUGUGCAACAAACUCUAGUGAAAAAAAGAUAGAUGUAAAGUUAGAAUCAGCAGCAGAGAUAAGCGUCAGUUCUGUAGAACAAGCAAAGUGUCCCAGUGAAAUGGAAAUAAAUGAAACUACAGAGAGUAAAGAUGCUGAAUCAAAAAUAGAAUGGGAGAGUGAGAAGAGUAUAAAAAGAUCUAUUGAUGAAGUUGAGGAUUGUGCAACAAACCCUAGUGAAAAAAAAAUGGAUCUAAAGUUGGAAUCAGCAUACACUGCAGAGACAAGCGUCAGUUCUGUAGAACAAGUGAAGUGUCCCAGUGAAGUAAUUGAGACUAGAGAGAGUAAAGAUGCUGAAUCAAAGAUAGAUUAUAGAAGAAAAAGGAAAUGUGUGCUACUAUUGUCGUAUUGUGGGAAGGGUUACAAUGGCAUGCAAAGAAAUCCUGGAGUAAGAACAAUUGAGGAGGACCUAACCAAUGCAUUGCUUAAAGCCAGAGCAAUUUCAGAGGAUGCAUCAAGAAAUUAUUCAAUUAUGUCGUUCCAAAGAUGUGCAAGAACUGACAAAGGUGUUUCAGCAGCGCGUCAAGUUGUUUCUUUAAAGAUGGUUCCCUACAAAGAGCUAAUUCCUGAAAUCAACAAACAUUUGGAACCACAGAUACGGGUAUUUGCUUUGAAACAAGUAACGCGUGGCUUCGAUUGUAAAAGCAGAUGUUCAUCCAGGACAUACAAGUACAUUUUGCCGACAUUUGCGUUUGCACCAAGUUAUGCUCAUACAACAAAGUAUUUUAGGAUGACAGAUGAGAUCCUAGAGGAACUGAAUUUGGUACUGAAGACUUAUGAAGGCACAAAAAACUUUCAUAACUUUACAUCAGGAAAGGAUUUCAAGGAGGAAAGUGCCAAAAGAUACAUAAUUCAGUUCAAUGUGGAUGGUACACCAUUAGUGGAAGGUGACAUGGAGUUUUUAGUCCUUAAAGUUCAAGGACAAAGCUUCAUGCAACACCAAAUUAGGAAAAUGAUAGGUUUGGUUAUUGCGAUAAUGAAGAAAUUCACUGACGUGGGUGCUUUACAAAGGGCAUUCCUGCAGCCAAAGAUGGACGUUCCAAGAGCUCCUGGCCUUGGGCUUAUUUUAGAUCAGGUUUAUUUCAACAGUUACAAUGAAAGGUUUGGACAUGAUGGUCUUCAUGAACCAUUAGAAUGGAGUGAGUGUGAGGACAAAAUUGAGGAAUUCCGAAAGAAGUAUAUUUAUAAUGAUAUUAUAAAGACAGAAACAGCCACUAAUUCAAUGAUGAAAUGGUUAGGCACACUGAAGCUUCAUACAUUCAACAGCGACAGAAUGACGGAACUGACAAAAUCAGAAGAAAACAAAACAGCAGAGACAGUGAAAACUUAAGCUUUAGAAGACAGUUGUUAAAACAACGUUGGGUGGUAAUUCAGCUAUUGAACCAUGUAGAAGACAUUUGACAUAAAGAUAUUUGUACUGAUUAUCUGUAUCAUAUACACAGUAUAUACCACACAAAAGUGAUUUCUUUUCAUUUAAAAGUUUCCAAAUGAAAUAAAUAACUAUAGUCUUCCGCCACCAGAACUGAUGGAGCCCUGAGUGGUUAAGCUGAUGGCCUAUAAUGUGGAAAGCAACCUUUUGAUUUUCUAACCCGAUUAUUAUUUCAUUUAUUAUUCUUUAGAAUUGAAGGUGAAAAAAAAAAUUACAUCGCUUCGCUAUCAGCUUUGCUGGCCGAGUUGUAAAGGUUUGUCAAAUUCUUAUUUAAUUUCAAAGAUA